Meleagris gallopavo (turkey) is the source of this 972-nucleotide messenger RNA. The record is from RefSeq and is a predicted model, not a curated record. Lineage: Eukaryota; Metazoa; Chordata; Aves; Galliformes; Phasianidae.
AUGGGAUCAGAAAAGGCAAAGGCACAGGCAGAAUUGAACUUGGCAAGGGAUGCCAAAAGCAAUAGGAAGACAUUCUGCAGGUAUGUUGGUCAGAAGAGACAGAUCAAAGCCAGAUUUACCAAUCCUUUGACGAGAAAGAUCAGAGCUAGUCUGAUAGAUGAAGGAAGAUCAUUGGAAGUUUUCCCGGUUAUUGUAAACAAUGGAGGAAACCCUGAGUGGGUACCUCUUGAUCUGAAGGGCAUUACCUGCCUGCUAGACUGCAUGGAGAAGCGAGGCUUGAACUCACCCCUCACCCUGAAUGCCUUAGAGGCCAUGACAUCUGUAGGUCCCCUUCUCGCUCACGACAUAACGAAUUUGAUACAUAUGGUGCUGUCUCCAGUACAGUAUACAUUAUGGUCCUCAGAGUGGAUGACAGGAUUGCGAGCGGCUAUAGGGGCUGCGGAAUCAAUUCCCGACCACCCAUUACAUGGGUCCUCAUUAAUUCACUUGGCAGGAAUGGCCAGGGGAAUGGAGACCCCCCAGGGACAAGUAGCCAAGCUUAGGCCAAGGGAGCUUAUAGCGGCUACAGAUGCGAUGAUACAAGCAUUUAAGAGAAUAGCCAAGGGUGUGGAGCCUGUGGACCCUUGGACCAAAGUGACCCAGGGGCUGACAGAAUCAUUCUCUGCUUUUGCGGACAGGCUUCUGAAGGCCAUACAGGGGUCAGAAUUCCCAAAAUCGGCCCAAGGUCCAGCUAUUAUGGACUGUCUCCGGCAGCAGAGCCAGCCAGAGAUCAGGGAACUUCUCCGUGCUGCUCCACAGCUUAGUACGCCUGGGGAGAUGAUCAAGUAUAUUCUGGAUAAGCAAAAGGCAGCAUCUCUGACCAAUGAAGGAUUAGUGGUGGCUAUCGUCACUGCAGUUGGGACACGACAGCCCCAGGGGCCAUGUUAUGGGUGCAUCCAAAUGGCAAAUUGUCUGAUCGCGCAUGGUACGUGA